Molecule: messenger RNA, 1042 nt
Organism: Vicia villosa (hairy vetch)
Lineage: Eukaryota; Viridiplantae; Streptophyta; Magnoliopsida; Fabales; Fabaceae
Product: membrane steroid-binding protein 1-like
Exons: 2
Coding region: 74-718 (214 amino acids)
Cellular component (GO): endomembrane system; membrane
Source: RefSeq, a predicted model, not a curated record
AGUUUGUUAUAGAAGCAUUAACGUUUCUCUGUUUAUAUUUUACCGUUCCUCUCUCUCUAACACCGAUUCAUUCAUGGGAACCUUUCAGCUGUGGUGGCAGGCCCAAAAGGAGGUCGUCUUCGCCUUCACCGGUCUAUCUCCGAUCACUUUCUACACUCUAGCGGCGAUUCUAAUAGCCCUUUACUUCUCCGUUUCUAGUCUCUUUGCCUCCUCCUCCUCCGACCGUCACCACCAAACGCGCCACAUCCAAGCGGAGGUUCCCCCUCUCCGACCUCCGGUUCAGCUGGGUGAAAUCACCGAAGAAGAGCUCAAGGGUUACGAUGGAAAGGAUCAUGAUAAGCCCUUGCUCAUGGCCAUUAAGGGUCAGAUCUAUGAUGUCUCCCAGAGCAGGAUGUUUUAUGGACCCGGCGGUCCUUAUGCUUUAUUUGCUGGCAAGGAUGCUAGUAGAGCUUUAGCAAGGAUGUCUUUUGAAGAGAAAGAUCUGACUGGUGAUAUUUCCGAUCUUGGCCCAUUUGAGGUUGAUGCAUUACAAGACUGGGAAUACAAGUUCAUGGAGAAGUAUGUUAAGGUUGGAACUAUUAAAAAGGAAGUUCCAGUUCCCGAGUCCACCGGCGAUCAAUCGGAAUCUACUCCCCGCGAUGUUGACGCUGUUAAUCCAACUGCUGCAGCUGUUAAAAGUGAUGAAACACCUUCGAAGGUUGACGCAGAUAAAGAUUAAUCCCACAAAGACAUUGCAAAAAAAAUCAUGGAAAAAGAAAAACAACAUAGUAGUUGCUGAGAAGUCCGAGCAAAGUGUCAGGCAUGUUUUCAUGGUUAAUGUUAGGCCUGCCACUUUGCAUGCACUGUUGCUUUUCUUGAAGUUGAACAUUCAGUCUGAUAAAUAAUGAAUUGUAGUGGUGGUAACAGAGGAAUGAAAUGCUGUGGUCUUUUGCAUAUUUUGCAUAAGCCUUGAUUGAAUAAUGUAUUGCUUUUAGCAAGAAUAAUUGUUCUCCAUUGCUCUUAGCAAAUAAUAAAAGAAGUGAAUGUAUGGAAUUUGAUGAAA